AUGGAUGAAAAAGAAAUAGCGCAACUGAAAGAAAAUGUCGGAGCGUUUAAACUGCCAGAAAUUGGAGAACGCGAAGAAGGCUAUGAAGGCCAUUAUGAAUGGAAUCCGAAUGAUCCAAAUUUUAAGGAAUUGGUCACCGCGUUUUACAAAGCUGCAAAAAAUGGCGAUGAUCAAAUAGUCGAAAUAAUUGUCUCAGGUUUAGUGCCAGGAGGAGAAGAUGGCCGAUUAUCAGCUCUUUUAAGGCUUAUCAAAUCAACUGAGAAUCUGGAAGACUUAAAAGAAGCUCUAUUGAUAGCGGUUUCUCUUGGAAGUCGGCCAUUGGUCGAGAUUGUUUUAGUGCUUUUCAACAGUUUUCCUUAUAUGGAGAGAUCUGGAUGCUCAAAUUCGCCCAAUUUUCCGCCACAUAUGACCCCUCUCAUGCUGGCCUGCAUUAUGAAUAAUUUUGCAAUCACCCAAUGCUUAUUACUCAGAGGACACACAAUUCAAAUCCCUCAUUUUCCCCAAUGCGAAUGCAAUAUUUGCACAAGAAUGACAGUGGGCUCAAGGAAUAAUACAAGAUUGGUCGACGUCAUGCGGGCAGUGUCUUCUGAAGCAUUUCUAUGGCUCGCCACUGACGACGUGUUCGCCGCGAGUUGCUCGAUCGCCAAAGAUUUGCAAAAGCUGAUCGAUGAUGAUGAUUUGGAGUUUGUCGCCACUUAUCGAGCCCUCGAAGCCAAUGUUCAGCGAUUUUUGGCGAAACUUGCCGAUAUGGCGUGGAGAACCGACGAAUUCAACACGAUCAUCUCAAAUCCUUCGCACUGCGCUCGACGAAACGUCGAACUAUCAGCGCCGCGACUUCAAAUGGCCCUCGAUUCGCAUAUGCGCUAUUUCACGUGCUCCGCCAAUGCUCAAACCGCCUUCAAAAGCAUUUGGAGAGCUGAUUGGUUCAAUUUUGGGAACAAGCCGCUGCGAGAUAUGAGCCGACUCGCCAGACACACAAUUCUUCUCGUUCCACUGGCAAUUCUUCAUAGUUUGAUUCCGAACAAAGCGGCAUCCUAUUCGAUUCCAAUGUCAAGGUAUAUCUCGCAUUGCACAUCGUAUCUAACAUUUCUGCUCAUCGCCACUCUUCAUCCAUUAUUCACUGAUUUCGGCGUCCAUAUAAUGGCAUUCUGGUGUGAGGUUUAUCUUUAUAUCUAUGUGCUCGGAUUAUAUGUUGAACGAUUGAUUCUUUAUUAUCGCGUCGGCUCGUCGAUAUUCUUCUCAUUCUGGUGGCGAUGGUUCGAUGUCAUUCUCAUCUCAUCGUUCGCAUUCGCAUUUUUGUUUUUCGUUGGCGUCAACACCGAACACACUUCUUGCAGUAUCAACGGUGUGUCGAGGAAUCAUUGGCCCUCCACCGAUUUUGCACUACUCCAUGAGAUAUGCCUCUCGGUGGCCUGCAUAAUAGCAAUCUCGAAAAUAUUUUACUAUAUGCAAUUGCUCAAAGGAAUCGGCGGCUCUGUGAUUUCUGUGGGAAAGUGCAUUGGAAAAGUGUACACUUAUUUGAUAAUUAUGAUAAUUGUGAUAUUCUCGUUCUCGGUGGGAUUGAACCUUCUCGUUGGUCCCUAUGUCAAUCGCGUUUCUGUCGAUUCGAAUGGCGCUGUUGAAGCGAGAACAAAUGAUGAAUACAGCACACUCGGCACAUCAACGAAAAACUUGUUCUGGUCCAUAUUCGGCUAUUUGGGCCCGUCGACGUACACCACUGUCGCCGGCAACGCGGGUCCCGAGCAAGAGCCCGUCAACCAUCCAUUCAACACAGCUGCCGUCGAAAUGCUUGGCGCGUUGUACCAUGGAAUCAUAAUCAUUACACUCAUGAAUUUGAUGACGUCGCUUCUCGUCAAAAAAGCCGAUGAAGUGUUGGACAAUGAAGAGCUCGAGUUCAAGUACACACGCGCGGCGAUCUACUCGGAAUUUUUGUCGUGGGAAAUGGCGGCGCCGCCGCCGCUCAACCUCAUCCUCAUUCCCGCCCAUUUGAUCUACCGCAAAUUGCGCGGACAAUUGGCGUGCGCGUCGCCCGGUUGGGGCUCGAAGCCGAGCGCCGACGAACACGAGGAGAAGAUUCUUCAAGACAAAUGCAAUGUGAGACUCCGCGUCUGGGCGACGAUCUUCCAUCGAUUCUGCGCCGCGAAAGAAGUGAAAUUCAAAUCGAUCUGGAGAUCCGAGUUUGAUAAGGAAGAGAAGCAACCAUCGCGUGUCGCCUAUCUCACAAAACUCUCGCCGGUUCAACAAAUCGCGUUGAAGUAUGUCGAGCCGGAGAAGACCUAUGAGAAGUGUCGAACGCGAAAAGCGGCCCUAAUCGAGAAGCUGAGCAAAAGAGCCAAUUGA
Molecule: messenger RNA, 2340 nt
Organism: Caenorhabditis bovis
Lineage: Eukaryota; Metazoa; Nematoda; Chromadorea; Rhabditida; Rhabditidae
Source: the annotation of a GenBank genome assembly